CAUUGCCUCGGCCAGGCUUGAUCAUCAAUACUUCCCAACUCACCUGCCAUUGAAGCCGUCUCUUCAUAUACACAAAAGCAGAAUACGAUUUGCCAUCCUUUCCUGCUCGUUCGGUCUACCAAAUCCCUUCCAUACGUCUACCAUCUCCCCCUUACCCGACUUGCGUUUGGGAUUCACGAGAUCUGUGACCUUCGGUGACCGACACCCUUACAUGCGACACUCUUCAGCCGCAAUGAUUCAAUUGUCUCCAUCACGCAGGGAGCUGCGAUAGUCCGCGAAACACCUGCGCCCAUGAGCAGGUGCCUGAAUGUCGGCUUCUACCCCAGUUCGUCCCAAUGGCCCAGUUGCCACCAAAGUCUUCCAAGAUCGUGCCGACGACAACAAUCAUCCAUCUCUUCCCGCCUUCCAUUCUGUCCAUGACUAUUCAAGAGGAGGAGAGGCGGGACCAGAUUUAGUGGCUUCGAGCGCACCCAGCCAUCACAGCGAAAGUAGAAGUGGCGACCACGAGGCCCAUCUCAUCUCGGGACGCCUUUCCUUCGGCAGCAGCGUACGGAGUGACGAAUCCAAGAGCAAGGAUAAGGGAAAAGAAAAUGAUGCUGUUCUAUAUCAUGUCCAGCGAAACUCUGGCGGCUUUUUGCUUGAAUCGAUCACCAACCAGAAGCGUUUCUCGCAAUCAUCGUGGACGACUGCCCAUGGCGACUCAAGGAAGAAAAGAGAGAGCGCAGGGUCAGACCUAUCGGUCUCAAAAAGGAGGCAAAGGAACAAUGCGAAUUCGAAUUCGUCCUUCAGGAGUUCACCAUUAGCCAGCGAGUUUAGACGAGAUCCCAUCGUCCACGACCACUCGACUUCGGACACUCUGAUUCCAGGCACGGAUAUCCGAAGGUCCCUGUCCUCAACGCAGGGGGUCGUCCGUAUGAAUGGAAGUGCAGCAUCAAGCUCGAGCAAUGCCGAAUUCCAAAAGCCCGCUGUGGCAAAUGUUGGCUACGCUCAGGACCCGGCGCAAAUUGUUCAAAUGGCGCUCAGUUUGAGCGAGGGCCGACGCAGGCUCGCCUCGGGUAGGAGAUAUGUUUCUAUGGAGCAGGGGGAACGCCGUGUCAUCUCGACUGCGUCUACGAUUGACCCCAGAAACUCGGUCAGAGGAAAGAGCAUUGCUCCAUUUCUUGCAACAAAUCGACAAGCAUCACGGACUGGCUCGCCAAAAGGAAGACAGUCUAACCCCCUACCGGACGCUAACUAUUCCGAAUUAGAUGAGGGCCUUGGUUAUGAUAUGGACUUUGCAGACCAGAUAUCUCCAGCUACAGCAGCUCGUGUGGAAAAGGCGAAGAUAUACUUCGAGAUUGCCCACGAGCAUCGUCGACUACUCUCACACCUUCCUCCGAUCCGCAAGCCAGGCAGCCCGGCAUCAUCCACAGGCCCUGAAGCAAUGCAAAAGGCGUACAACCCUCUUCAAUACGUGCGAAAUCGCAAGUUGCGGAUCUGGGAGAAGACCUCGUUUGACAGCGAGGCAGACGGAUGGCAUGAUGUUGAGAAAGUCAGGGCUUGGGUGGAUGCAGUGAUAUCGAGUCAUCUAGAGACCCAGCAUGACGAACUUGAAUGCGUUCGCUUGCCUCCGCUUGAUCAGAGGACGGCAAAGUCCGACGAUGAAGACCGAGAAGACGCCCUCAAUGAGCCCAAGCGUGCUACAUCUCCUCGAAUACCAGAUCCAUAUCAUUCCAAACCCACUCGACCACGGUCCGACUGGGUUACCCAUCCUGCUGAUCUCAUCGCAGACGCGUAUUGGUUGGAACAAGGUAUGAACAAGACCAAGAUACAGGAUCGUGACAACAGCCUCAUCUAUCCUCCCGAUACACAUUUUAAGUUCUCUGGGUGGAGGAACACGACUCCUCUGGACAUGCGGUCGGAUUUACAGCAGCCGUCUCCUGCGCCCGAAAUAGACACUGUUACUUCGGACGAAGCACCUCCCUCAGCUCUGCCAGAGCUACCCACCUUCAAAUCGGCCCAUCGUCCCCACAAAUAUGCUCGUCGAAGAAGCAAAUUCAAGGAUUCUCUUCAGAUCAAAGAGUCGAGCAGUUCAAGAGAGCGCUCUCGAAUUCGACGAAAGCUAUUUCACGAUAGCGAAUCUGACGAUUCAGCAUCGUCUUCCUCGGACGGGGACGCAAUCGAACGUGGACGAAGACGAUUGCGGCGAAAACGGCUGCAAUCGCCCGGUGAGGAGGGCCAGAAAGCGCGAGGCAGCAGCUCACCGUCGAAACAUUCUCCCCGAGUCGGCGAUUCCAGCCAGGGAUCUUCUGCUGUGAAUUCCAAAAGGUCUUCAGUGGAUCACUCUGCCCUCGCAAAGAUACUCAAAAUAGACACUCUCAAGAAGGCCUCACCACUAAGCAGGUCACGCAACAGGGAAGGGUCAUCUCGUCCCACUUCGACGAGAAUGCCAUUGCGGUCAAGCCUCGAGCAGGAACGACCACCACGUGCAUCGAGUGACUAUGACACUACUACCGUUCAAAACUCGCCUACUGGACCCCAGUGGCCGAGUAUCGCAAUUAACCUGUCACCUCCCCCAAGCCGAGCACCAUCCCCAGCAAGGAAACCUAUAUCCGCAAUUCUAACUCCAUUUCAGCGUAAGCAUGACCAUGAAGAGAACGAGCGAAUCAGUGCUACCGACUUCGCGCGUGCUCCAUCAGCUCAGCCCAAUCAGCUCGCAGGCGAAGUGAAGAAUCAUUUGGACAGUAGUGGCUCGCGCGGUACCAGUCCGAUGACACGAGGUAUGAGUCCAUCCUCAAAGAACCAUACCGAGUCCCCACAACCCGACGAUUUGAUUCUACAGCACUCAGGCGAAAACAGUUAUAAUGCAGCUAGCAAAGUCACCACUCGCUCCGCAGGAACCAGCGGCAGUGACCAUUCUAGGCUUCGAGGCAUCUUCAAGGGCGGACGCAUCGCAGAGCUCGUAGGCAAUGAAGUUUCGAGAGUUGGAGAUUUCAUCUGGAAGCGAGAACCUCCGCCACUCUACAAGCACAGACCGUCUGCUUCAGAGACAAGUCUUCGCUCAUACCCGGGAUCUGACUCUGACAGGGAGGCCGGUGUAAACGGCACUGUCCUGACAACUCCACCUCCAAUGCACCCACCAACAAGGUCAUCAACUAUCUCAAGCACAAAGAGCGAGCAUCUGUCACCGACAAUAACUAGGCUCAGCCCUCCUUCAAAUGGACGACCUCGAUAUUACAAUCCCAACCUUCCCAGCUUCACCUCACCGUUUCAGAGAGAUAGGGAACAACAGGAGAGGAAGCAAGGGCUGCUGUCCACAGAUGACGGGAGAAUCAGGUCCGAUAGCACAGAUCACAUCUCCCGACUUGCUGCACAGCACAGGUCAUCAUCUCAUUCACCACGACUUGGCCGCCUGGCUUUGCCUAAACUCGACACUGGAAGUGCAAGAUCAUCGAACGACUUGGAUCGCAAGCAGAGCUAUGGCUUUGGGGCCGCCCUUGAUUUGACGCGGUCUCGCGACGCAUCCGAGCUUUUGAAUACUGCAAUCAGUUCUGCCACUGGUCUGAAAGGCCUCCAUGGAAGUCGAUCUGCUGGUGACUUGGCCCAUACGGCUGGGUCUGAAGCUACCGAGGAAGAAGCCGACACUGAAGGCAUCUCCUGGCGCGACAUCGGCCGUGCUGAAGCUCUCUUGCUCAGCUCGACGGUGAAGGCGCGAGAGAUUGGACGUCGCGCAGCGGAGGAAAAAGUAGAUCUACCGAAAUUCUUCGUCGAUACACUCACGCCGGAAGACAGGGCAUUGCACACGGCACAAUCAAUGCGUGUCAAGAAGCGAGAGUUGUACAUCAUGGCAGCGAGAAAUAUUAUGAAGAACCUGGACGACUAUUCCUCGACCUUCAACGACAAAUUGAAUGAUUUUAGCUCGUCUGUUGCCCCAGGUCAGCAUAUGCAGCUGCAGGCACUCGAGGAUCUGAUUGAGAACACAAUGACACCCCAAGUCAGAACGACAGCUGACCGAGUGGGCCAGUUGAGCAUGAAACUCACUACGACCAGCACACUCGCUGUAAAAGGGUUGAAUGAUACGAUUGAAGUCGCAUUUCGAAGAAGACGAAGAGGCCCGAUCAGGCUUCUACGUAAAGUCUGGUUUGCUGGAAUUGAAUGGACAGUUGUCGGAUUGCUCUGGCUCAUUUGGGCCGUUGUCUCUAUCAUACAACUGAUCCUUGGGUCUAUUCGAGUCACCCUGAAGACGGUGAAAUGGUUGCUCUGGAUUGCUUGAGGUUGUUGACGACUAAAAACGCGGAGAACAGGCAGCAUUAUCAUACCUGUUCGAGUAUCUACUCGGCACAUUUUGCCCAUGUGGGCAUCGUUUUACUACAGUACUGUGGCUUUGGGUGCUUUUGGCUUGAUGACCUUGUAUACCAAUUUGAGCGAGGCGUUGAAGCGAGACGGUUAGUCCUUCUGGACCUUGGUGCUCUCUGCCUAAAAUUCCAUUCGUCGCUGUUGCCAUUAUUGCCUUUGCUUUAAAGAUGCAGAAACACUUACAUGUUGAGUUUGAAACUAUCGCGCAGCCUAGGGUGA
Molecule: messenger RNA, 4554 nt
Organism: Exophiala xenobiotica
Lineage: Eukaryota; Fungi; Ascomycota; Eurotiomycetes; Chaetothyriales; Herpotrichiellaceae
Exons: 1
Coding region: 308-4252 (1314 amino acids)
Source: RefSeq, a predicted model, not a curated record